Molecule: messenger RNA, 4529 nt
Organism: Electrophorus electricus (electric eel)
Lineage: Eukaryota; Metazoa; Chordata; Actinopteri; Gymnotiformes; Gymnotidae
Gene: arhgap11a
Product: Rho GTPase activating protein 11A
Biological process (GO): signal transduction
Molecular function (GO): GTPase activator activity
Source: RefSeq, a predicted model, not a curated record
AUUGCUACAAAGGAAAUAGCUAAGCUAGCUAGUUAGGUUAAUCAAGUAGCUUUGAAAAGCCAGAUAGCAAAGUAACUGACGCACCAGGGAAAACGGGAAUGUUUGCAAGCUGUAAAGCUAGUUAGAGAACGUUUUAAUUAGCUAGCUACCUUUCCGUGCAGUUGUGGCUGCAGGAAUGUUAAAUUCGUGAAGAUGUUGAACAGUUAGGAUCUCAGCACGGAUUGUUCAUAACGCAAACCUCGCUAACGGGAAAACGUUGAGGUUAAUUUAACUAGUCAACAAGCUAACAUAGCUAGCUAGAUAACGCUAAGUAACGUUAGUUACAAUACAUUGUUGCAGAAUUACUUGUUGUACUCAAAGAUUAAAAUCGCAUCCGCAGCCGUAUCAUUUUGAAUGUGUUAUAUGUAUCUUGACAGAUAGUUAAAGAAUUGGAAACUACCACCCAACUCGCUGCUAUUUAAGAUAGCUAACGCUAAUACGCCGUUUUAAAUUUUUCGUAAACGUGCCAGACGAACUCGAAAGAACGUAACUUCAGACUAGCCAAGCCUCUUAAGAUAGCUAACUAGCUAGAUAGUUAAGUAUUCGUCUUCACAUCGCAGCGUUGAAUGCUAGUUAGGUUGGCUGGCUAGCUGGCCUGCAUAUUGAAUAGACUUGUGCAACAACGACAUCAGCUGUUUUGUUGGUUAUCUUGUCUUGGUUAAUCCUGACAGCGGUGUAGUUAGCCUAGCUAAUACGGGAAGUAAAUUAUAAAAUUGAGUAACCUAUCUUAGGUUGGCUAACUGGCUCGCUAACCGCUAGCUAACUUUGAAAAACAAUGAAGACCGUAGAAAGAAACGUUGUGCGCCUUGCAGUUGUUCAGCAUCUUCGUGCAGCCUAUGGAAUAAAAAUGAAGAACUGGAACAAGGGUAAAACGAAUAGCAACAAGACAACCGGCAAUUCGGUGAAGGUUUUUGGGGUAGCAUUAGAAAGUCUACCACAUUGUUAUGUGCUAGACUAUGGAGACAUACCCUGCUUCCUUGUGGAUGCCUGUACAUAUCUUAUGGGUCAUUUAGACACAGAGGGCCUGUUUAGAAAAUCGGGCUCCAUUGUUCGAAUGAAGGCUCUCAGGGCAAAGUUGGAAAAGGCUGAGGAGUGUCUGUCCACUGCCCUCCCGCUGGACAUAGCUGGCCUCCUCAAGCAGUUCUUUCGUGACCUGCCUGAGCCGGUCCUGCCUGCAGACUUGCACGGUGCCUUUCUGAAAGCCCAGGAGCUGCCCACUGUGGAGGAGAAGACCUCGGCCACUGUCCUGCUCUCCUGUGUCCUGCCUCAUGAGAAUAUGAUCGUAUUGCGCUACUUUCUCAGCUUCCUGAAAAGGGUCUCUCUGAGAUGUGUGGAAAACAAGAUGGACAGCAGUAACCUCUCUGUAAUCUUUUCUCCAAACUUCCUUCACUGUGGAGAUGGCACAGAGAAAAUGAAUGCUAGCACUGAGAAGAGACUAAAGCUACAAGCAGCAGUUGUGCAGUUCCUCAUUGAUAAUGCUCAGAAUCUGGGUGCAGUGCCAGAGUUCCUCCUCGCAAAAGUUCCAGCCAUGCUGGGUUGUGAGACUGGAGUCUUUUCACCUUCAGAUGCCUUGGAGGAGGGAAGUGCAUCCUCAGGUGUAAAGAGAAGCAGGCGCAGUUUAGGAGAUAUGGUAAAUGGAGCUCUGAAUAAAUUUAAAAGUAGUAGAACCCCUUCAAAUACACCUCAGUCUGAUGGAACAGUCCAUUCAACUGGCACCCCUGUUGUCAUGACACCCAAGCGCAAACUGCCUGCGGAGUCAUCACAAAGCUAUGGGUUCUCCAACAAGAAGCACAGGUCUAUCAAGAAGAAUCUUGGCUUGGAACUCUUCCCCAGUACCUUGUUUGGAGGGCCAUCCACACCUGAAUCAGUGCACAGUGCAUCUGGGUCCCUUGACUCUCAGAGUGCCCUGUCCUCUGUGGGGAGAAGCAGCAGACUGUCUGCCAGCUCGGCAAAGAGAAAGAGUAAAAGACUAAACCACAGAAACAUUGGCAGGGUGGAAUCAGGGAAGGCUGGCUGCUUUUCUCCAAGAGUGACUAAAAAAGAGGCGACGAGAAAGUCUCUCCGUCUGCGUUUCAGCCUUGGGAAAACCAACCGCGAUUGUAGUGUCAUUUCACAUUCUCUACCUGUGCCAAAGGGGUCAGAGGUCAUUGGUUGGCGCCUUGCGACACAAGAAAGUGUUACCAGUUUUCACUUCACCAAAGACACUGUAUUUAAUCCAGCUAUUUUGAAAAACAGCAGCACUUCUUCAAAAGGCUCCAAGUACAUCAGCAAGUCUGAAGACAACCUACUGACCCCAUGCAAGACCACAGAGUCUUGGAGUGUUGAAACUCCAAAUGGAAACCUUUUUCCAGACACUCCCAUGAAUGUGUACCUCAAGACCAAUUACCGCUCGGAACCUUCCAUUGUUGUAAGCAAACCGCUUAUAGUAGGCAGCAUCCCAAAGGGCUUUUGCUGUGCUACCAGUGCUGAGAGCCUGGCUUGCUCGGAGUCUUGCAGUGAGGAGAACACUCAGACACUUGUCAAAAUGAGAAGUUAUGAAGAAUCUAGCAGUACCCUUCUGGCUACUGACAAGGACAACAAAGAAGAACCCAAAGAGAAAAAAGAACAUACUUGUGUGAAUAUUAUCUCUGAGUCAUAUAAAUUCUUUGUGGCAUCAGAAAGCUCAAGUCAACUGAAAGAAAGUGGUUCUCUUCACAUGCCACAGAAAGACUUGGUAGAUAAUUGUAAUGACACAUUUAAACAAUUUGAGAUUGGUCCCUUGUCUCCACUUCACAUAGACAGUGCUCUGUUUGAGCAUGAAGCUGCAGACAACUCGGUCUUAGCAAAAAACACCCAAGAAAGCUUUCCAGUUGCCGAAAAUGAGAGUAGCUCCUUGUUCAUGGACGGUUCAACUGGUCCUACAGGCAGCCGGCUGGUGGAUGCUCUAGAUAUCCAAAGCCCUAUGGCCUUCAAGCUCAUGAGUGCCAUCACAGUUCAGUCUACGCCACUUGCAGCAAGAGAGCGAAUAGAGGAGCUUGACAUAUCCCAACAUGAGUUCAUAGGGCCGUUGCUGUUAAACAAGUUUCCAGAACAACAUGGGGGGCCUAUACACAAUGAGCAAGAGUGUACUCGGGGUUCCAUUGAGCCCGGGCGGGUGAAAGUGGCUGACCAUGUCCAGCGAUUCAACAUGCUGACACUUGCCUCACCCAAACCCAGAGUGGCUCGAUCUCCUCUGAAGUUCCAGCGGACACCUGUGCGGCAGUCAGUCAGGAGGAUCAACUCCCUAGGACAGAGGAAAGAGACCAGGUCUGGGUGGUGUGCUGCUAGUCAAGGUACCCCUGUAGUAAAAGCAGUGAGCCUGGAAAGUGGCCUUUGCACUGGUACACCACAACUUCCCCAAGCCAAAGAUGUCUCCCACUGUCCUCCGCAUGAUAAAGGAGUCUUCCUAAAACCAAAGCUACCAGUACCUCCCAAAAAGCCAAGCACCUGCCACGGAAUCAGGCAUUGGGCUCUGGAAGAUGUAACCAAUACAGUGGCACCCAAGUUGAGGGGCAGUAUGCCAUCUGACGUUCAGCAGUCUUCACUGCUUCAGCCAGCUGAGAGGGACAUGAGUCACUAUAGGGGUUCCCCCAAGAACCCCUUGACUCAGUGCAAACUGCUCUCAGCUAUGAAACCUCUAGAUCUUUAGACUGUUAUACAUCUGAAAUAUGAUCUGGUAAAACAGAUCAACAUCUUAAUUCAAAUUCUUUUGUGAUUUCUUGUUUCUCCAACUUAUCUAUUCAGGGGUCUUAAUUUAUUUUACAUCGCAAAUUUGAUGUGUUCUUUGUUGAUUUGUUUUAGGGUAAUGUUUUCCUUUAUUUUCAAGUUUUUUGUAAAUCUGUCUAUCUUACUCAUAGUGUUACCUUUCAGCUUUUGGGUGUUAUCAUGGCAUUAGUGACCACUGAAGACCAAAACUGAACUUUCAAGACCAACCUUGUGCUUUAUGCAUUUUUGUGUAUUUAAGCAUUAAGCCCUUCACCUUGAUUAUACCUUGAUUUUGAGCUUAAGUUUUACAUGUUGGGCUAAUUGUGAACAUUUGACGGAAUAUUGGUGGGCGUAUUUGCUUAUUUAGCAGAAACUUAUGACAUCUUAAAACAUCAAUAUCCCAUGACUUAUACUGUUAUGACAAGGGAUCUGCAUGUUGUGUAAGGGGCUUUAGUCACUUAACUGUGAAAGAAAAUGUGCUUUAUUAUAUAUCCUGUAAUUUAAGUGAAAGUUUGUAUUGAGAAAGUGAAAGUGUGAACCAGGGGAAGUGUAAAGAAUGAUGCAGUUGGCUGUAUUUUAAGUAAUGUAUGUCUGAAUUUGAUUGAAGGGUUUUGGCUAGUAGUUGUAUUCACCUUUUAUUUAUUUUAUUUUAGGCUUAAAGGUUAGUCAUAAGUAGUGAUGUUAAUUAAGAAGUGGGGAAAAUAUUGUACCUCGAAAUGGAAUGUAAGAUUGAAGCAGUAUUACAGUAAAACAAUUAUCUUAAAAUC